This is a messenger RNA of Eimeria mitis, 2055 nucleotides long. RefSeq lists its product as uncharacterized. The transcript has 3 exons. Lineage: Eukaryota; Apicomplexa; Conoidasida; Eucoccidiorida; Eimeriidae. The coding region runs from base 1 to 2055 and encodes 684 amino acids. The record is from RefSeq and is a predicted model, not a curated record.
AUGUGGCUUAUCCAACCUACCGAGCACGUCGAGCGCAAGGUGCGGUCAGGGUCAAAGAGGAAGGCUGAUGAAGCCUGGAACGAAAAUGGGGGUUCGAGCCAGCCUGAGUUUGCACCACCCGCCAAAGGGGGGCCACUGGAACCACCUCCGCCUCUGGAUGAGGAUACUGAUUCGCUUAUUGACUCUGUUUUGGCAGCAGGAGAGGCUUCUGUGUUAGGUGCAUCGGGCCGAAUGGCUUCGGCAGUGCCUUCUCGGGCUGCAGUCACAUAUUCAUAUCGUAUGCCCGUGUCUUCUGAAAGGACGAAUGGGCUGUUUGAUAAGCCCGAUUUCAAUUAUAGGACCCCACCCUCGCCUAUGGAUCCGGAUCUCGAAUCCUUUAUUGACUCCAUGCUGGCAGAAGGAGAGGGAGAGCGGCUUGAUCCACUGGACCUUGACGACGAGGCUGCGCCGUCUCCGCUGGACCCCGAUAUCGAUCUGCUUAUUGAGUCUCUGCUGGCUAAAGAGGAGAAGACACUACUUGGUGACUCUGCCGUUCCUUUGGAGGACCCAUUGUCGCCUCUAGAUGCCGGCGUUGAUGCACUUAUUGAGUCUGUGCUGAGCGGAAAGGAGAGUGAGCUACUUGAGGACGCUUGGAGUCUCCUUGAAGAGGAUAUGGGUUGGGAAGAUGAGAGGUCUCCCGCUCCAGUAAGCAUGAAACUACCAGUGGGAGCUGGUAACCUCGGUGAGGAUUCCGACGCCGCUCUAACUAUGGAAAUACAUUCAGAGACAGCGUCGGGCUCUCCCCAUUCAGAAGCUGGGCUUUCGUUAGGCGUUGAUCAGUUGGGAAGCCCCAAAUAUGUUUCAUUCCAAGGGGGUGAGGGAUUGGCAGUGGAAGAUUGGCUUGAUGCUGGUCGAGGCGAAGGCGCACCGCAGUCAGUGGAUCUAUCAUCCUCGACCGUGACACAUCCUGAGUCGCCGAGUAGAAGGGGAAAACCCAUGAAAGAGUUGAGGACCAAGCUCCGUUCACUCCUUCGCGAUCGCGCAAGGGCCCGAAUGGAUCAGGAGUCGCGUUCUACCUCUGGAGCUGCGCACGAUCCAACUUCCCCGUCCACGACCAAGGGGGCAUCGAGUAGAAGAUCACCUGAUGUUGCCCCUGCUGAGACGCCUGCUUCUCCAGAGGAGGGGCAGACCACAAGACAGUCCGUCGUGGGCAGCGUUGCCUCUUCUUCUGGGGCAUUUUCUGCCCCAUCUCCAUCUUCUGGGCCAUCGGCAGCAGCAGUGUCAUCAGAGCAAAGCGGAACAAGUGUACAGAUGGCAUUUGCGCCGCCACCCUACACAGCUCGGAACUUUCUUGGCUGGCUCGAUCAGGUAUACCCAGAGGUUUCCGACGAAGUGCUCGUAACUCAUCCAUUUUAUCGUUACCCCAAGGACCAAAUGAAGCUCAGUAUGAAAGAAUUUGAUCCAAAAUUGGCGUCAGCAAUGCGUUCACUUAGCUUUGCCCCACAUUCCGUGCUCGGCGAAUGCAGAUAUCUACUCAAGAAAAAAUGGCUUAACUUGAAGGACUUCGAAGCGCUUAUGGCCCAUACAGAGCGCCUCUGCGCAUAUGCUAGUGGUUCCAUGCAGGUGGAAAUUCGACGUAAUCGACCGAUGAUAGCCGUAGAAACUCUUGGGUCGAUAUUUCUCGUCCUCGAUACGCUUUAUUGUUUGACAGAGGUGUUGGGAAGUAAUGCUAAGAAGGAAGUAUGGUGGCCUUGGAUAGUUGACCGUAUAAAAAAUGUACGGUUCACACCUUAUAUAGGCUCUCGGGUUAGGAGGCGGUCGAGGGAACUGGACAUUGCCCUCUCGCUGAGCUAUGCGCUGGAUUACUAUAGGCAAGGCCAGCGACCCCCUCUGCGUUUGGUGGUUGGCUUAAAGGAGGCCAUAUUGUGUGCCCCUGGCACGACAAAGUUCAAAAGCUCUACCUGGAAUUUCUGGAGGCAAGACGCUAUGGAAUGGCGCGCCGAGCAAUCACUGACCGCCCCAAGCGGGGAACAUUCAGAACAUUCAGAGCUGCCGUCGACGAGCGGCAGUCAGUGA